Molecule: messenger RNA, 906 nt
Organism: Salpingoeca rosetta
Lineage: Eukaryota; Choanoflagellata; Craspedida; Salpingoecidae
Exons: 6
Coding region: 203-850 (215 amino acids)
Molecular function (GO): RNA binding
Source: RefSeq, a predicted model, not a curated record
GCCAAAUACAGCUUUUUGCCCAAUUUUGAGGAAACACGACAAAGCGUAGUUAGUCAACAGGCGAACGACGACCACACUCGCUCUCACACACUGACUGACUGAGCUGAGACCAUCAUCAUAUCCGACCCCACGCCAGCACACACACACACACACACACACACACACACACACACACACAGAGCACGGAGAUCACAGAACAGCCAUGGCCAACUUGCCUAACCAAACGUUGUAUGUCAACAACCUCAACGACAAAAUCCACAAAGAAGAGCUGCGGCGGUCGCUGUACUUUCUGUUUUCACAGUUUGGGCCCAUCCUCGAUGUCGUCGCGCUUAAGACGCCAAAGAUGCGCGGGCAAGCAUUCAUCGCCUUCAAGGACAUCACAUGCGCCACAAAUGCCAUGCGUGCACUGCAAUCGUUCAACCUCUUCGGCAAGCCCAUGAAAAUCGCGUAUGCCAAGUCAAAGUCGAUUGCAAGCAUGAAGGAGGAUGGCACGUAUCAGCGAUAUCUCGCCAAGCAGAGGAAAAAGACCAGCGGCAGAGACGAGGAGGAGCCAGCGACAAAGGCGGCGCGAACGGAGACGGGCCGUCGGGCAAUGGAUGAGAGCGGGGACGCGGGCACAAACAAGAUCCUGUACGUGUCGCACCUUCCACCGACAGCAACCAAGUCUGACGUCCACAACCUCUUUGCCAAGUUUGAAGGCCUCGUCGAGGUGCGGAUGGUUGACGGGCGGCCAGACAUGUGCUUUGUCGAAUAUGAGACAGCGCGCGCAAGUGCGGUUGCAAUGCAGAACUUGGACGGGUUCAGCAUGGGCGAGGACAACACCCUCAGCGUCACAUACGCAAAGAAGUGACCGUGCCUGUGUGUGUGUGUGUGUGUGUGUGUGUGUGUGUGUGUGUGUGUGUGUGU